Molecule: messenger RNA, 1127 nt
Organism: Tarenaya hassleriana
Lineage: Eukaryota; Viridiplantae; Streptophyta; Magnoliopsida; Brassicales; Cleomaceae
Exons: 4
Coding region: 247-924 (225 amino acids)
Biological process (GO): SCF-dependent proteasomal ubiquitin-dependent protein catabolic process; protein polyubiquitination
Cellular component (GO): SCF ubiquitin ligase complex
Molecular function (GO): protein binding
Source: RefSeq, a predicted model, not a curated record
AGAGCGUAGAAAGGAGUUUCCAGGUUCAAAAAUCAUGAACGUGGAUCAAUUUUCUUACAAUUCACUACCAUUCGACAUAGUUCUCAAAAUCGUAUCUUCUCUUCAGGUGAUGUGUUCCUCUCUCGUUUCCAUUUCUUUUUACUUUUCUGAUUACAUGUUUUGUUUUUGCCGCGAAUUUUUCAGCGGUUUAUUCUGUUGAAUCUGGUAGAUUUCCAUCGGAAGUAAUCUGGGUUUGUGUUCCUUCGGAUGGUGUCUGAUCUUUGUUCGCUGAGUAGCUGCUCUAGGUUUUGGAGGGAGCUGUGUGGCUCUGAUUGCAUAUGGGAACCUCUUUUCAGGGAAAGAUGGUCCUUAUUGACCUCUUUUGAUGUUCAUUCUACUCUAUUUCCUGGAAAUUUUCAGGUAUGGAGAAGUCUGUACAUAAUGCAGCACAACAGAAUAUCUGAUAGAGCCCGAACUCUGAUUACGUGUGUGAAACAUUCGUCAGCUUCAAGGUGUUUAGAAGCCGGUGUUUAUCUACAAGCCGUUGAAGCCAUGAACUCAAUGCAUUUAGGUUUCCAAGACGUAGAAUUAUUCUUCUUCAGACAAAACCCGGAUGCUCUAUUGAAUGCAAUCGGACUCAUAUACUGCAUCUGUCAGCUGAAAGUGCCGGGCAAGCAAAUCUAUGAUGCACUUAUUCGCUGCAAGAUCUCAGAGCAACAAGUGUGGGUGAGAUGGUGGAAGCUAGGAAGAUGGUCUCGUGUGGGACGAAUGAGGGAUGAAGCCACUUCACGCCAGGUAUCUUUCAUGGAUCUCGCAACAGGCAAAGAAGAAACCGUUCUUCGAGUUCUUCAACGUGGGGUGGUUCACGAGAUUCUACGGGUUUGUAUCUCUACUGUUGAUCCGGCAUCCACUCCUUGUAGCAGCAGUAGUGUCAGAAACUACUGAAACUCACAGUCUCUGCAAGUGAAUCAUGAAAAGUGGUUUUGCAUAGAGAUGGGUGCUGCAUCAGCUAGUUUGUAAACGUUUGCUUAUGUUUCUCCUUAGCAUUGUCCUUUUGGUGGUUUGACCUGUAUACACUUUUGUGAUUCAAAGUUAUGUAAAUGUGUAUGUAAUCCAGAUAUGUGAAAUAAAUCCAUUAUAAUUCUUCA